Molecule: messenger RNA, 6921 nt
Organism: Miniopterus natalensis
Lineage: Eukaryota; Metazoa; Chordata; Mammalia; Chiroptera; Miniopteridae
Gene: TNKS
Product: tankyrase
Molecular function (GO): NAD+ poly-ADP-ribosyltransferase activity; protein binding
Source: RefSeq, a predicted model, not a curated record
AAUUCCAACUGUGGCAAUCAGAAUCGCUAUUUAAAAAGGAAACAUUUAAAAAGUACAAUGUGAGAAACCUACAGAGAAGGGACAGAGAUCGUGCGGAUACCUGGGGAAGGGGAGGGAGGGAAGGCUGCACGAAAAAUAUCACCGGUGGGCUAAUUAUAGUUACGUCCCAUUAACGGGCACAGCGCUUUGCAUCGGUCAGUUCACUGAAUCCCGCUGACCACCGGGAGGUGGCCAGUGCUGCCUUUUCCAGGCGAGGACACUUGCUAGAUGAAAAACGACGCGUUUCCUUCGUGCACUGAGUCACGCCUGAAGAGCAGGCUCUGGGCACGAUAAGGAAGGCCGGAGGAGGCCUGGCAGGACAGCGGAGCAGGGCAAGGUGAGCUCGCUGAAGGCGAGAAGCCCAACAAAGUUUCCCAUUUAGGUAGAGGCGGGCUCCGGCGUUCAAAUCCCCGGGCCGGCCCGCCCAGGCGUCAGAAAGCCCGCCCCUCAGCCACGAGCCACGCCCCCUUCGGCGGCCGAUCUCCGAGCUCCCAAUACUUCCCUCCUUCUCCUCGACCCCGCCCACUUCGCCAAGCAUCAUUUCCUGUGCGCUGGGUGCUAAUUGGUCCAGCAGCCGGAAGUGAGGGCGGGCGGUGGGGGCCGUUGCCGCAGUGACAGUGCUGGGGGAGUCCGAAGAUGGCGGCGUCGCGUCGCUCUCAGCAUCAUCACCACCAUCAUCAACAACAGCUCCAGCCCGCCCCAGGGGCUUCGGCACCGCCGCCACCACCUCCCCCACCACUCAGCCCAGGCCUGGCCCCGGGGACCACCCCAGCCUCCCCCACGGCGGGUGGCCUGGCCCCCUUCGCCUCCCCGCGGCACGGCCUGGCGCUGCCGGAGGGGGAUGGCAGUCGGGAUCCGCCCGACAGGCCCCGAUCCCCGGACCCGGUCGACAGUACCAGCUGUUGCAAUACCACCGGCACAAUCUGUACCGUCGCCGCCGCUCCGGUGGUACCGGCAGUUUCCGCUGCUUCUGCCGUCGGGGUCCCUCCUAACCCAGCCGGCGGGGGCAGUAACAGUUCACCUUCCUCCUCUUCCUCCCCGACUUCUUCCUCCUCUUCCUCUCCAUCCUCCCCCGGAUCGAGCUUGGCGGAGAGCCCCGAGGCGGCCGGAGUUAGCCCCGCAGCGACACUGGGGCCUGGGGCCGCGGGGCCGGGACCAGGGGUCCCCGCAGUGAGCGGGGCCUUACGGGAACUGUUGGAGGCCUGCCGCAAUGGGGACGUGUCCCGGGUGAAGAGGCUGGUGGACGCGGCCAACGUGAACGCUAAGGACAUGGCCGGCCGGAAAUCUUCUCCCCUGCACUUCGCUGCAGGUUUUGGAAGGAAGGAUGUCGUAGAACAUUUACUACAGAUGGGUGCUAAUGUCCAUGCUCGUGAUGAUGGAGGUCUCAUCCCACUUCAUAAUGCCUGUUCCUUUGGCCAUGCUGAGGUUGUGAGUCUGUUACUGUGUCAAGGAGCCGAUCCCAAUGCCAGGGAUAACUGGAACUAUACCCCUCUGCAUGAAGCUGCUAUUAAAGGGAAAAUUGAUGUAUGUAUUGUGCUGCUGCAGCACGGAGCUGAUCCAAACAUUCGGAACACUGAUGGGAAAUCAGCCUUGGACCUGGCAGAUCCUUCAGCAAAAGCUGUUCUUACAGGUGAAUACAAGAAAGACGAACUCCUAGAAGCUGCUAGGAGUGGUAAUGAAGAAAAACUAAUGGCUUUACUGACCCCUCUAAAUGUGAAUUGCCAUGCAAGUGAUGGGCGAAAGUCUACUCCUUUACAUCUAGCCGCAGGCUACAACAGAGUGCGGAUAGUGCAGCUGCUGCUUCAGCAUGGUGCUGAUGUUCAUGCAAAAGACAAAGGUGGACUUGUACCUCUUCAUAAUGCAUGUUCAUAUGGACAUUAUGAAGUCACAGAACUGCUACUAAAGCACGGAGCCUGUGUUAAUGCUAUGGAUCUCUGGCAGUUUACUCCACUCCAUGAGGCUGCUUCCAAGAAUCGUGUAGAAGUCUGCUCUUUGUUACUUAGCCAUGGUGCUGAUCCCACAUUAGUCAAUUGCCAUGGGAAAAGUGCUGUGGAUAUGGCUCCAACUCCUGAGCUUCGGGAGAGAUUGACUUAUGAAUUUAAAGGUCAUUCUUUACUACAAGCAGCCAGAGAGGCAGACCUAGCCAAAGUUAAAAAAACACUUGCCUUGGAAAUCAUUAAUUUCAAACAGCCACAGUCUCAUGAAACUGCACUGCACUGUGCCGUGGCCUCCCUGCAUCCCAAACGAAAACAAGUGACAGAAUUGCUACUUAGAAAAGGAGCAAAUGUCAAUGAAAAAAAUAAAGAUUUCAUGACUCCGCUGCAUGUGGCAGCAGAAAGAGCUCACAAUGAUGUCAUGGAAGUUCUGCAUAAGCAUGGGGCAAAGAUGAACGCGCUGGACACUCUUGGUCAGACUGCUUUGCACCGAGCUGCCCUCGCUGGCCACCUGCAGACCUGCCGCCUCCUGCUGAGUUACGGCUCGGACCCCUCCAUCAUCUCCCUGCAAGGCUUCACGGCGGCGCAGAUGGGGAACGAAGCAGUGCAGCAGAUCCUGAGUGAAAGUACACCUGUACGUACUUCUGAUGUUGACUAUCGACUCUUAGAGGCAUCUAAAGCUGGAGACUUGGAAACUGUGAAGCAACUUUGCAGCCCUCAAAAUGUGAAUUGCCGAGAUUUAGAGGGCCGGCAUUCUACACCCCUACACUUUGCGGCAGGCUAUAAUCGUGUGUCUGUUGUGGAGUACCUUCUACACCACGGUGCCGACGUCCAUGCCAAAGACAAAGGUGGCUUGGUGCCCCUUCAUAAUGCUUGUUCAUACGGACACUAUGAGGUAGCUGAGCUUUUAGUGAGGCAUGGGGCCUCUGUCAAUGUCGCAGACUUAUGGAAAUUUACCCCUCUCCACGAAGCAGCAGCUAAAGGAAAAUAUGAAAUCUGCAAGCUCCUUUUAAAACAUGGAGCAGAUCCAACUAAAAAGAACAGAGAUGGAAAUACACCUUUAGAUUUGGUUAAAGAAGGAGACACAGAUAUUCAGGACUUACUGAGAGGAGAUGCUGCCUUGCUGGAUGCUGCCAAGAAGGGCUGCCUGGCAAGAGUGCAGAAGCUCUGCACCCCAGAGAAUAUCAACUGCAGAGACACCCAGGGCAGAAACUCAACCCCUCUGCACUUGGCAGCUGGCUACAAUAACCUGGAAGUAGCUGAAUAUCUUCUAGAGCAUGGAGCAGAUGUUAAUGCCCAAGACAAAGGUGGCUUAAUUCCUCUUCAUAAUGCAGCGUCCUAUGGGCAUGUGGACAUAGCAGCAUUGUUGAUAAAGUACAACACGUGUGUAAAUGCAACAGAUAAGUGGGCUUUUACUCCUCUUCAUGAAGCAGCCCAAAAAGGAAGGACCCAGUUAUGUGCCCUCCUCCUAGCGCAUGGAGCAGAUCCAACUAUGAAGAACCAGGAAGGUCAGACACCGUUAGAUCUGGCAACAGCCGACGAUAUCCGAGCUUUGCUGAUAGAUGCCAUGCCCCCGGAGGCCUUGCCCACCUGUUUCAAACCUCAGGCUACCGUAGUGAGUGCCUCUCUCAUCUCACCAGCAUCCACCCCCUCCUGCCUGUCUGCCGCCAGCAGCAUAGAUAACCUCACUGUCCCUUUAGCGGAACUGGCAGUAGGGGGGGCGUCCAACACGGGGGAUGGCGCCGCGGGCACCGAAAGGAAGGAAGGAGAAGUUGCAGGGCUUGACAUGAAUAUCAGCCAAUUUCUGAAAAGCCUUGGUCUUGAACACCUUCGGGACAUCUUUGAAACAGAACAGAUUACGCUAGAUGUUUUGGCUGAUAUGGGUCAUGAAGAGUUGAAAGAAAUAGGCAUCAAUGCAUAUGGACACCGCCAUAAACUGAUCAAAGGAGUGGAAAGACUCUUAGGUGGACAGCAAGGCACCAACCCUUAUUUGACUUUUCACUGUGUUAAUCAGGGAACUAUUUUGCUGGAUCUUGCUCCAGAGGAUAAGGAAUAUCAGUCAGUAGAAGAAGAGAUGCAAAGUACAAUUCGAGAACACAGAGAUGGUGGUAAUGCCGGCGGCAUCUUCAACAGAUACAAUGUCAUUCGAAUUCAAAAGGUUGUCAACAAGAAGUUGAGGGAAAGAUUCUGUCACAGACAAAAGGAAGUGUCUGAAGAGAAUCACAACCAUCACAAUGAGCGCAUGUUAUUUCAUGGUUCUCCUUUCAUUAAUGCCAUUAUUCAUAAAGGGUUUGAUGAGCGACAUGCGUACAUAGGAGGAAUGUUUGGUGCUGGGAUUUAUUUUGCUGAAAACUCCUCUAAAAGCAACCAGUAUGUUUAUGGGAUUGGAGGAGGAACAGGCUGCCCCACGCACAAAGAUCGGUCAUGUUAUAUAUGUCACAGACAAAUGCUUUUCUGUCGAGUGACCCUUGGAAAGUCCUUUCUGCAAUUCAGCACCAUGAAAAUGGCUCACGCCCCGCCAGGACAUCACUCAGUCAUUGGGAGACCAAGUGUGAACGGGCUGGCGUAUGCCGAAUACGUCAUCUACAGAGGGGAGCAGGCAUACCCAGAGUAUCUGAUCACGUACCAGAUCAUGAAGCCAGAAGCUCCUUCACAGACUGCAACAGCCGCUGAGCAGAAGACCUAGUGAAUGCCCACUGGUAAAGGCCAGAUCGGAUUUAAACCCGGGACUGGACGCUAAUGAACUGUUUCCAACAAAAUCGAUAUUCUAUAAAUCCCUGGCAGCCUAGAUGAGCUGUUUGUCUUUACGAAGCAUUGCUAUAGUGAUGAAUAUAGUAUGAGUAACUGAUACAUACUCAACUGCUGCUGUUCCCUUUGAGGAAAUGUUUACAGGGGCGGCCUUUUAAUAUAUCUCAGGCUCACUUCCAUUGCAAUUACCCAUUUCUAAAAUAAGAUCGCUUUGAUCUAGACUUGGAAAUGGAAAAAAGAAAACAACCAAUACGUUCCCAAAUGUUCACAAUUCACACACUACAUUUGCUUUGUUACAUUCGGCGCAUGUAUAUAACAAGUAUGCAUACCCAGGCUCAGUUUUAGUUUUUUCUAAACAGGCAUCAUUGGCUUUUUUUUUUCCUUACUCUGAUAAUGAGCUGGAGCCUUCUUGAGGAUAUUUUGCACGAAGUCACACUGACUAAAAUCAUUAGCAAUGCAACCCAAGCUUCUGGCUGAGCAAGACUCGUUUCCACUUUUUUUUUCACUUUGAUUUAUUUUAUAUGUGUACUUCUUAUAAAUUGAGAUGGGAAGGAAAAACAUCAAGCUUCAGUCCUUUUAUUAAUUGGCCAGUCUUACAAGGGAAAGGCACAGACAUCAUCCUGACUGGGAGCUCCCAAGGUCAGAGAGGCAGAGCCAGGGAGGGCCAUUGCUCGCUGCAGUACAAGCCUGCUUCAGAGGUGGUCAGGGCGGUGCCGGGGCCCCGAGGAGCACAGCCAGGGAGAGGUGUGGAGGGCGCUGUCAUCUAGCCUGGAGAUGAGACAGCCAGGGAGAGCUGCGAAGGAGAAGCUGCUUCCCAGGCGAGGAGCAUGUGGUUCUUCACUGUUUUGGCAGAAAGGACUGUGGGGACUCCUCAAAGAGAAAAUCCUCUCAUUUAAUCCACACCACCAGAAUUGUCACCUCAAAAUUAACUGCCUUAUUUCCAAAUUCAAAUUAUUGUGUUCAUUGGAGACACAAAAAUAUUUCUUUAUUGUUUCUCUAGGUUAGAAAGCUGGGAUUUAAAUCCUGUUUAGCAGGUAGAUAGGCACAAAUGCAAGAACUGUUUUAUUUACUCCAGAUUUGGAGUUUAUUUUGAGUGAGGUGCUUCAAAUCAUUUAAUAGGUCCCUGCACUAAAUUUUUGAAUGAUUUCUGCAAUCAUCUUUAAUAGACCAGAACAAAAACUUGAAACCAAAGCUUUCAGUUGUUUUUUUAGUGAAGGUAGAGAAAUACCACAGGUUACUUAAUGAGAUUACUACUUUGUUUUGCUUAUUUUAAUCAACAUUUGCCAAGUGCAUAGACACUUGUAAAAGUUAUCUAUCACAUUUCUUCCAUUCGCCCUUCUCUUCUCACCUUAACUGAAUAUCAGAGGAGUGCGUUCCUUUUUUAUUUGACCUGCUGCGCACCUGCUCAGCUGUGAAGCAAAGUAAUGUGAGGGGAAAAAGGAAGACGGGAUGACACAGACUUGCCAUGUCAACUUUAAGUCCUGGAAGCUAAUUCGUUUUCAAUACAGGCUGAUUAAGCUGUGACCUCAUUUAAUCGCCUAAAGAAAAAUAAAAUAGUUAACAUGCAAAAAUUCUAGAAUAGGCUCUUAAAAUAUACACUUUGCUUUCUUUCUGGCUCAAGUCCAUUUGCUAGCAGUAGGCACUGGGAGUUAGAGUUUUGUAGCUGACUCUUGCCUGAGUCCUCAAAGUUAAAUCAAGAAUUAGCCUCCGUUUUUGCUUCAGUUGAAGUCUUAGUGGCCCAGGCUGUUGUUCAUGUCUUGGCUACUUUAAUAGCACUAGAAUCCCACACGGAGCUUCGAAGUUUGCUGUCCAGUAAGAGGCUGUUCCUCCUUUCCUUGUUUGCUGUGUAACAGUGGGUCGAAGGAGUUGGCAUCUGUGUAGUUUUCAGUAGCUGUGAAAGUGUAUGUUACUUACUUCCACAUUUAGACAUAAUUUAAAAUGGUAAACACAGCUGUGAUUUUUAGUUAAGUAAAAGGGUUAAUAUGGUAUAGAUACUGAAAGCUUUACAGCUUUUUAAAAAACAUAAGCCACUACCCGACUGUGGUUAUGUGUCAUUUCCAUCGUAACUGGAUUAAUGGAUGUGCCAGUUUUAAACUUCAGCCUUACACUUGAGAAGUUAAACUGUGGUUCAAUAUUUAAACUGCCGAUGUAUGUAUCGUAUGUCCCGUGUGCCGAGUAAAGGUACUGUGUAAGGAAGACA